CCACACGGCUCAUGCAAGUCAUCCUGAUAUUGCUUUUUCAAUUAUCCUAAUAUUCCCGCCUCACUCACCAGGCCGAGCGUAUAAAGACUCGGAUACAGAGCGCGGUGCCGCUUUAGUGCUGAGUCACGCUCCGACCUAAAACCUGCCCACAGAAGAAGCACAUGGACGGACAAAACAGCAAUAUGAGCGCUAAUGCCAAGAUGUUUAACCAAGCCAAGACGCUCAGACUCCACACCGGGAACAUAGUCAACCGGAAUCGGAUGAAGAAGAAGUGUCCCGGCUCUCCCAGUGAAGAGCUGCAAGACUGCAUUCAGGCAACACUGAGUGACUGGUUUUCCCAGACAAAGCUAAAUGCAGAGGACUUCCAAGAUACACUGGACUGCUCCAUUCCUGAAGCAACAGAUGCUAUAACACCAGAGGAGAGGGAGGAGCUGAAGGUUUCGGCUAAAUUAUUUCUAUGUGAGUCUGAUGAAUCCUCAAUCAAAGAAGCAGUUAAGAUGGCCUGCCAGACACUGGCAGUGUCCCAGCUUGAUUCUGUUAUAAUAGCGCCCCCUGGGCCCCCAGAGGGGGACACACAGACUCUGGCUCACCUACAGCCAGUCUGGGAGGAGCUGGAGGCUUUGGUGCAGAACCAUCAGAUUGCAGCUAUCGGCACCUCUGACUUGGACAAAGAUCUGCUGGAACAGCUGUACAACUGGGCUCAGAUAAAGCCCAGCAGUAACCAGGUGAACCUGGCUUCCUGCUGCGUGAUGCCCCCUGAUCUCACAGCCUUCGCAAAAGAGUUUGACAUUCAGCUGCUCACACACAAUGACUCCAAAGAGCUCAUGUCAGCAGCAGCAUUCCAACAGGCUGUACGGGAGGGGACACAGGAGCUCAGUGUCGCCGACUGGAGGCUGGAGUGGGUUCUACGAUACUCCAUUAUUGUCAAAUGCAGAGGCAUUAUAAAGUCCAAAGGUUACCUUGUCAGUGCGAAGAAGGCAAGCCCCUAGCACAGCCCAUCCAUGAAGAUGUACGGAUAAAGCCAUGUUAUUCAUGAUUACUUCAAACCACAGCAACAAGCACUCAGUAAUAGAUGUUGCCCAUAAUGGUGAAUCUCUAAUGUAUUUUUAUAUCUCUGUUUUGUCUUUCUUAAGAUAGAAAAGAAACAUGAGACUAACUUGAAUUACAUUUUCAAUGGGCUCAUUCUAGUGAAACAUAAAGGGUAUUCUGAUAUACUGUAUUUUAGUUGGUAAUGAAGUGCCUCUUUGAUUCCUGUCAAUUUCCCAAAUCUGAGAAAGAAGAGACAAAACCUGUAAAUUAUUUGUGCAAACGCUUUGAUUCUCUCUAUGUAUGAUUCAUUUAGAAACAUUUGCAUUCCAGUCUUGGCAAAAAGCACUAAUCACACUAAAUGAGCAUAUGGAGUGGUGAUACUGUAAUGCAGUUUAAGAUCCUAUGCUUAACAUGUAUUCAUGCAUUUUCACCCUAAAUGUUUUUUGAUGUUGAAUGUUUACACCAGGCUCAUGAGAUUAACAGUAGUACAGAAACACAUGAUUUGCAUUGUUACAAUUGCACUGGGGAAUUUUUCUGGUGGUGUCACCUGAAUGGUGAAUUAAAGCUGCUCCUGUGCACAGGGUCCAGUGAAUAAAAUGAAGCAGCUCCUCUACUGUACUGUAAAUGUAUUGUCAUAUCUGUAUAUUAUGAUUAAAUCAUCAUGGUUCCAGUUUGUAUUAUAUUUGGGUUGGACGAGUGUAAUCGAUAAUAAAUUGCAAAUAUUCCAAAGAAAACGUA
This is a messenger RNA of Boleophthalmus pectinirostris (great blue-spotted mudskipper), 1767 nucleotides long. It is a transcript of the gene gclm, whose product is annotated as glutamate-cysteine ligase, modifier subunit. Gene Ontology annotation, cellular component: glutamate-cysteine ligase complex. Gene Ontology annotation, molecular function: enzyme regulator activity; glutamate-cysteine ligase catalytic subunit binding. Gene Ontology annotation, biological process: glutathione biosynthetic process. The coding region runs from base 162 to 989 and encodes 275 amino acids. The transcript has 7 exons. The record is from RefSeq and is a predicted model, not a curated record. Lineage: Eukaryota; Metazoa; Chordata; Actinopteri; Gobiiformes; Gobiidae.